AAAGCAUAAAAUCCUUCACAUGAAACAGCGACAUUUCAAACCAUCAAACAAGACUCUUUUCAAUCCUAGAUUACCAAGUCAUUGAAUUUAUGCAGGUGCAGGUGACUUUUGCAAUAUUUGUUCCAACCCAGUGAACACACAGGCGAGUGUUGCAAGCCUGGAAUUUAAAGAGCUGACUACGUGCCCUUUCAUUAAAUCUUCAGACGGGAUUGGAAUGAGACUCUGGGAGGGACACAAGACUUUUCCACUUCCUGAUACACAUACAGCUUGCUCUUACUGCAGGUGGAUCCACACAUUCUUCUUCAUUUCUCGGCAGGAUGCCGUACAAAGAUCUCAUAAAGUAUUGGCAUGAAGGAGUCCUGGCAGCAGACAAUCAGAAUCUGGAUUCAGCUUUGGAGAAUUUUUUAAGGAUUGGGGAUCCCACAUCAAAGAUUUGGUUCAAUGUUGGAUGUGUCCAGGUCCUGAAAGGAGAUCUAGAGAAUGCCUUGGAGGCCUAUAAUCAUGCUCUCACAAAGGACCCUUGCCUAGCUGUUGGAUUUUUUCAGAGAAGUUAUGUAUAUUUCAAGCUUGGAAGGUAUGAGAAGGCAUUGAGUGACUGCCACCUGGCCCUAGCACAGCUGAGAAACAACAGUGUUAUAGAUUACAAGCAGCUUGGACUCCGCCACCUACUCUUCACCUGGGAGAUUCUUUAUAACACAGCGAUUGUCCUUUGCCACAUGGGGCAAUGGGACUCUGCACAGGAGAAGCUCACUGGGGCUGUCAGCUAUUUGCCCAGCGAAUCCAAAAAUGCCCCGUUGAAAUCAGCCUUGGACCAUGUUCAGAAACGUGUUUUGCUCCAACCGCUGCAUGUACCAGAGAGCGAGCUCUUCAGGCCAAGGAAGCAGGAAGUCGAGCAGCUAAAAUCCAAAGAUUUCCUGGGGAAACCAAAGGUCAUCUCCUCUGUGGUUCCAAAUGAUCAAUACAGCGGAUUCGAGCCUCUUCGCCCUCAGAAGCCUGGAUUUUAUGAGCCUUGUCAAGAAGCCAUGCAAGGUCGCGAGGCUGGCUAUCAUCGCGUUUUAGUCCAUUAUUACCCAGAAAAUUCCGGGGAGGUGGCUGUGAAGGCCAACAGCAUUGUGUACAUCCUGAAUAAAGACGGUGACUGGGCUACUGCCAUCCACGACGGUCAAAAAAUCCUCAUUCCCACCAAUUUUCUGGAACCAAUAAAUGCUCCUAAAGCUGAUAUGACGAAAGUGAAUAAUGGAAUCCCUCUACCACCCACAAAGAUGCCCCCAACUAGGCCCAAUGUCAAGCCAACGGGUAAUCCAUCACUAGAUCUGGAUGUGCCAAAGAGACCUGCCCGUGACCUACCAGAACAAAAAAAAGAGACAGUGAAGGUGAAAGCUGGUCAACAAAUGCCUCUUCAAAAGGUGGAGAUGGUUGUCAGUUUGCAAAGUGUACCUCAGACCAAACAGGAGGUCACGGUGGCCAAGCAAGACCAGAUGUGCGCAAGAGAGCCCGUAGGUGAAGAAGACAGCCUAAUAACAUUACAAGUACACACAGAGUUCACUGUAAACCUGUCCGUGAAAAAGGACAUCACUUAUACUGAGCUACAGCAUCAUCUCAGACAAAAGCUUAAGCAACAUGGAGAGCAAAUUAACAUCCAGCUGAGUUACAGGGAUUCUGAGGAGAAGCAAGUCACUCCAGUGAAAGAAGAUGCUGACCUCAAGAGAAUGUGGGAACAAGCCAAGCAGAAUAAGCUCAUCCUGUGCUGUAAGGACGCAUAUAACUGCGUGGGUAGACCUAUCCUAUAUCACAUGAAAGCCAUCUACCAAUAUUCUCCAGAAGGACCAGAAGAUCUGACCUUUAACCAAGGCAACAUCAUUGAUAUUCUCUCAGAAGUGAAUGAGGAGUGGCUGGAAGGUCACUGCAAUGGAAGAAUCGGUAUUUUCCCCAAGUGUUUUGCUACAAGACUUGAGUGAGACCUAAAAAAGGAAAGUGUAUGUUGCAUCUGAACUUUCUAAUCAGCCAACAGGAAGAGUUGGCACAGUUCUGAGUUUACAAUCGCAAAAUAUUGUACAUCAUGAUGCCUUUAUAUUUUCCUAUGGAUUCUGAGAAACGUCAAGCUGACCAAGAAUUCAGCUAAUACCACUGUAAUUCAGGAUUUCAAAAAUACAUCUGCAUUGACACCUGUGAUGGGAAUUUAAAUAUCUAAUACAAAUGGAACAUUCAAACUGUCAUACAACUUUCAUGAACAGGCAUGGAUUUUGGUGUACAAAGGCCUGUCCUAGAUGUUCAGGGUCCUAACCAGGGUCCACACAGCUGCUAUGCUAGAACAUCAUGCCUCUUUGCUGUGAAAGUGCCAAUAUGAGUGAUGCAAGCAGUGAUACCAUGACAUCAUUGAUCAAGACAUUUGGAAGCACAAUUUGAAAUUAAUCGGUCAGCACAUCUGAAAACAUGUCAGUUUCUUAGUUCUGGCAACAAAAUAGAUGGAGUUUAUUUUACCCACUUUACAACUGAACUACUUAACUGUUGCUUGCAUUUAAUUCCUAUCUGUUUAUUUAUUUUUGUUUCUGCUUUUACUAUUUUUUCCUCCUCUGUACAUAAUAUAUAUAUAUAUAUAUUUAUUAAUUCGCCAAAGCACAAUACCUGUAAAUGCUUAAUGCACUAUUAUAUACAUGUAAACUAUAAAUAUGGUUGCCGA
Rana temporaria (common frog) is the source of this 2680-nucleotide messenger RNA. RefSeq names its product NADPH oxidase activator 1 (gene NOXA1). Lineage: Eukaryota; Metazoa; Chordata; Amphibia; Anura; Ranidae. The coding region runs from base 318 to 1958 and encodes 546 amino acids. The transcript is spliced from 16 exons. Gene Ontology annotation, molecular function: superoxide-generating NADPH oxidase activator activity; protein binding. Gene Ontology annotation, biological process: superoxide anion generation. The record is from RefSeq and is a predicted model, not a curated record.